CAAUUUAUUUGAUAGUUUUAGUAAAUUCAUUUUUAAACAUGAAAAAUGGAUAAAAGCAAAGUUAUAGUUUGUGACAAUGGCACAGGGUUUGUUAAAGUUGGAUAUGCAGGGUCCAAUUUUCCUGCAUUUAUAUUUCCAUCAAUGGUUGGCAGACCAUUGUUACGUUCAAAAGUUAAAGUUAAAACAAAUUUCGGGGAAGAAAUUGAAAUAAAGGAUAUUAUGGUGGGUGAUGAAGCUAGUGAGGCUAGACAGUUUUUAGAAAUAUCAUACCCUAUGGAAAAUGGCAUAGUUCAAAAUUGGAAUGAAAUGUCACAAAUUUGGGAUUACACAUUUGGGUCAGAGAAAUUAGAUAUUUUAUCAAAUUGCAGUGAUUGCAAAAUCCUGUUGACUGAACCUCCACUAAACCCCCUUAAAAAUCGUCAAAAAAUGGCAGAAAUCAUGUUUGAAAAAUAUAAUUUCAAAUGCAUUCACAUAGCUAUCCAGGCAGUUUUAGCCCUAUAUGCUCAAGGUCUUUUAACUGGCGUUGUGAUAGAUUCCGGCGAUGGUGUGACCCAUAUAUGCCCGGUUUAUGAAGGUUACGCACUCUCCAACUUGACCAGAAGACUUGAUUUAGCGGGGAGAGAUAUCACCAAAUAUUUGAUUAAACUUCUUCAAUUGAAAGGGUAUUCUUUCAACCACACAGCCGAUUUUGAAACAGUCCGAAUGAUCAAAGAAAAGCUUUGUUACUCUGCCUACGAUAUAGAACAAGAAGAAAGGCUUUCACUCGAUACUACUGUUUUGAUCGAAAGUUACUUGCUCCCAGACGGCCGUACUAUAAAAUUGGACCGGGAGAGGUUUGAAGCUCCAGAGUGCUUGUUUCAACCUCAUCUAGUUGACGUAGAAAGCCCAGGGGUAGCCGAGCUGCUAUUCAACACUGUUCAACUUGCGGAUAUGGAUAUUCGGGCAGAUUUCUACCGACAUGUCGUUCUAUCUGGAGGCAAUACGAUGUACAGAGGUUUUCCCUCCAGGUUGGAAAGGGAGAUCAAACAACUUUACCUCGAGAGAGUCCUCAAAGGCGAUUUGAAUAGGCUCGCGAAAUUCAAGAUUAGGAUAGAAGAUCCUCCUCGUAGAAAACACAUGGUAUUCAUAGGUGGAGCAGUUCUAGCAGAUCUCAUGAGAGACAACGAUAAAUGGUGGGUUACCAACCAGGAGUACAAAGAGUUAGGUUUUAAAGCACUCGAUAAAUUUGGACUUUGAAACUUUCACGUAAAAUUGACCAAUUAUGUAUGAUAAUAAUAUUCCAUCUUUGCAAAAUGCUAUAUUUUUUAUUUAGUGAGCAUGUAAGUAUUUUUUAAAAAAUUUAUAUAGUUCUCAACUGAAUAUUUUAUUUAUAAUUUAUAUAUCUAAAGUCAUCUAUACUAUGACUAAAUUAUGCAAAAAGAAUUAACAACAAAACUAUAUGUCUAUUCCUUACUCUACUUUUCCAAUUUUUUUAAUGAUUAUUUACUCAUAAAUAUUAUGAUGAUUUUACUUUUUUUUAAAAAAAAAUGGAUUUAUACAUUUCAUAAUUCUUAUAGUAUCUUAUAUUUUGUCC
Gordionus sp. m RMFG-2023 is the source of this 1573-nucleotide messenger RNA. Its product is annotated as actin-related protein 2-A-like. Gene Ontology annotation, biological process: Arp2/3 complex-mediated actin nucleation. The record is from RefSeq and is a predicted model, not a curated record. Gene Ontology annotation, cellular component: Arp2/3 protein complex; actin cortical patch. Lineage: Eukaryota; Metazoa; Nematomorpha; Gordioida; Chordodea; Parachordodidae. The coding region runs from base 46 to 1236 and encodes 396 amino acids. Gene Ontology annotation, molecular function: actin filament binding. The transcript has 9 exons.